This is a messenger RNA of Zea mays, 1630 nucleotides long. RefSeq lists its product as uncharacterized. Lineage: Eukaryota; Viridiplantae; Streptophyta; Magnoliopsida; Poales; Poaceae. The transcript is spliced from 7 exons. The coding region runs from base 876 to 1457 and encodes 193 amino acids. The record is from RefSeq and is a predicted model, not a curated record.
GGGACUCGUCUAUCUCACCUUCUCUCACACGCUGAAAUCCCCUCCACGCCGCCGCCGAACACAUAAUCGCAAGACGCGCCGCCGGAACGCCGGACCCGCGCCGCCCCUCCGCCACCGCGCACACUCCUCCACCGCACGUACCGCGCUCACUCCUCCACCGCGCCGCCGCCAGCCACCGCGCUCGCCGCGCCUCCGCCACCGCUCCUCCAGGAUUCAGAUUGCGGCCGCGGUGACUCCCCGAGCAGAAGAACCCGAUCGAACGCGGCCGUGGCGACUCCCCGAGCAGAAGAACCUGAUCGAACGCGGACGCGGCGGCGACUCCCCGAUCUCAGAUCCCUGCUGCGAGCGAAGGACCAGCAGUGUUCGAUUCGAGCAGAGAUGGCGGCGGCAUGGGCGGGGCUGGCUGUGUUGCUCGUCGCGGCGCAGUUGGCAUCAGCGGCGCAGGUCACGGCGCCAGCGUUCCUGUGGGCGCCCAAAAACUACGGAGUGACAUACCUGAAAAUGGGUCGAGCAAUUAGUCUGUGGAAACACAUGCAAACAAUGGUAAAGGAGAAAGCCCCGGUGAUGGUGCCGCUAGAAUCACUGAGGUAAAUUCGAGCACCGCUGUCAAAAAGAAGAAGAAACGCGGUGACCGCCAGCAGCAGGAUGGCCCACAACUUAAGAAGUUGCUACACAGGGUCACCAGCCAGCAGUUGGAAAUACUUGAAGGUUUCUUGAGCAUAUGCGCACACCCUGACGACAUCCAAAGGAGGCAGCUGAAUGAGUCGACGGGUCUUUCGGUACAUCAAGUGAAGUUUUGGUUCGAGAAUAAAAGGACCCAUGUAAAGCAUCUGAGUGGAAGAGAAGAGAACUACAGGUUGAAAGCGGAGAAUGAAAUGCUGAAGGAGGAAAACAAUAGGCUUAUUAGGCAGGAACAGAGCAAUGCUCCUGCCCCUGCUCCCUGUCCCAGAUGCAUUAAUGAUGCGGGGCACCUCCUGCUCGAGAAAGAAGUUGAACGGCUGAAGGCGCUUAACCAGAUGCUGCAGCAAGAGUUGCAGCUACAAGGCACGGAUGGUGAAACACAUAGGCACUCAUCUCUCUCAGAUCUCGUUUACUGGAGCAUCAAAGUGUCAACUGCUUAUAACCCGCUUUGCUUCUACCAGCUCUCCUUCACACGCUCAGAGUUUUCCAUGGCAUUCCCCUACGUUUCCACAUCAGUCAACGAGAAACUAGAGGACUCGUUGCUAUCCAGCUUUGCCGAGAACUACAACAAUGGUUUCGGAAGAAACCGCAUCACCUACACAGACACGUGUACCGGUCAAGAUCUGAAGAAAUACCACAACAUGGAUGCCAUCAAUGACCUGGUAGUGUCAGGGGUAGCGUCAAGGAGAGUCAACCACCCAAGUGGACAAACCGAUAUAAUCGUCUUCUGUAGCGGCGGGUUCGAGAAUCCAGGCACUGCGAAAUCAAAAGGUUAGGUUAAAUACUACCGCUAAUUGUUGUUCCACUUCCGAUUGUUGUGCCGAAAGCUAAAUCUCUACGACGAUGACGACACCGUUUGGUUUUCUUGAGAUCCCUUCGGGCCUGCCGCUGAGUAGGCAUCUCGCGGAGAAGAAGACUAACGGCACAAAAACUGUCCAGGGCGAAAAAU